Python bivittatus (Burmese python) is the source of this 1009-nucleotide messenger RNA. RefSeq names its product inner mitochondrial membrane peptidase subunit 1 (gene IMMP1L). Gene Ontology annotation, cellular component: membrane; mitochondrial inner membrane peptidase complex. Gene Ontology annotation, molecular function: serine-type endopeptidase activity. NCBI's taxonomy places the organism in Eukaryota, Metazoa, Chordata, Lepidosauria, Squamata, Pythonidae. The record is from RefSeq and is a predicted model, not a curated record.
GUCUAUUCCCCUGACUGUAGUCCGAGACAACUAAGGGCUUCCAAGUGAGGUACGAUGGUGAACUAGACAACCUGAAGGAGUGACGAUGACAUUGCGGUGGCCAGACAGCGAAUACCGGUCAACGGGGUCUCUCUGGACAAGAAGAGACUGUGAGAUCAUUCAUCUGUACUCUGGACAGCUACUCCUCAUGACGAGACUGCAGGAACUGUGGUUUUUGUGUUUGACUUGUGAGUCAAGCAGUUGGGAGUCGAGGGAUUUCAGUCAGGCUCACAGCCGCAUUACAGCCUGUAAUGGACAUAAGGUUCUCAAAAGCCUCACUUUCUUAAUCACUAUCCAUUGUAAUCAAUUUACAGUUAAAGAGAGAUCUCCUGAUCCGCAGGAUAAGAGAAAGCCACUUGGACCAACUGUACACCUAUUAUACUGUUAUGUUGCAAGAUGUAAUUGGAAAGACUUUCCGACUUCUGGGGUAUACUAUUCAGUAUGGGUGCAUAGCCCACUGUGUUUUUGAAUAUCUUGGAGGAAUUGUGGUGUGUUCAGGACCUUCAAUGGAGCCUACAAUUCAAAAUUCUGAUAUUGUAUUUUCAGAGAAUCUUAGCAGCCACUUUUAUCGUAUUCAGAAAGGUGAUAUUGUCAUUGCAAAAAACCCAGCCGACCCCAAAACAAAUAUUUGUAAAAGAGUAAUGGGCCUGGAAGGAGAAAAAGUCUGUACAAGCAAUCCCUCAGAUUUCCUAAAGACCCACAGUUAUGUACCUAAAGGACAUGUUUGGUUAGAAGGUGAUAAUCUCAGGAAUUCUACAGAUUCCAGGUGUUAUGGUCCUGUUCCAUAUGGAUUGAUAAGAGGACGGAUUUGCUUUAAGCUUUGGCCUUUGACUGAUUUUGGAUUUCUGCGUUCAAGUCCCAACAGUCACAGGAUUUAUAAAGACUAAUUGCUUUAUGUUGUCAUCUCUGUUUUUUUUAACCUUUCAAAAUGUGAUUUAUAUUUUUAUAGUCAAUAAAUGAUGUAUCAUGG